Molecule: messenger RNA, 1101 nt
Organism: Saprolegnia parasitica CBS 223.65
Lineage: Eukaryota; Oomycota; Saprolegniomycetes; Saprolegniales; Saprolegniaceae
Exons: 4
Coding region: 1-1101 (366 amino acids)
Molecular function (GO): protein binding
Source: RefSeq, a predicted model, not a curated record
AUGAACAAGCUCACGAGCGUCGAGUCCCAGCAGGUCAUGUCCGUGCUGGGCGACAUGCUCGACCGCCUUAGCUUCCUCACGUACGUGCCUGUGAAGGCCGAGAGUCGCCUUCUGAGCCAGCUCCGCGAGACGGGCUGCGCCACGGGCGUCAUCGAGACCCAGUGGCAGCUCGAAGACGCGCACGCCAAAGCCGAUAGCGAUGACAAUUGGCACAAGGUCAAGGUCGCGGCGCGCAGCCUGUGUCGGCACAUGCGGGAGAACCCGGUGUUUCUCAACACGUUCUUUGGCACGCCCACCAAGGAGCCGGCCGACGACCUCCUCCAAUUCAUCAAGUUUCUAUCCGAGCUCACGGACCUCUCGUUUGCCAAGCUCGGCAAGACCGUCGAAGAAGAGACGACGCACCAAGAGUUGAUGGACACGAUCUACAACCGGCGAAAGCAAGCGGAAGACGAGCUCGUGAGUCUUCGCGACAAACUCAGCGAGUUGCGCAAAGCCAAAGAAGACGAGACGUCGCACUUGGACAUUCAGCUGCAAAAGCUCAAGGCCGAGCUCUCGACCAUCAACAAGAAUACCAACAACGAGCUCGCAAUGAUCCAGGCCCAAGUCAAGGAGACAUUGGACAAGGCUUUUGAGAAGCAAAACAUCGAUAUCCAAGCGCUGAACGAGCGCUACCUGCAGCUCACGCGCAAGCUCGAGGCCGACACGACCGAGCACCGCGACGUCGAGGACGGACUGCGCAAAGCCAAGUGCAAGAUUGGCGUCGAAGUCGCGGCGACGAUCGAAAAGUACGACGCUGAAAUGACCGUGCUGGCGACCGAGAUCGAUACGACCCAAGCACAGUACACAAAGGAGCUCAAGGAGCUCCAGGAACUCUCCGAGCACUUUAAAAAGGCACGUCGUCAGCAACGGCGCAUCGAUGCCGAGGAGAAGGUGCUCGAAGCGGUCCGCGCCGAAGAGCGCCGGCAAGUCCAAGUCUUGCACGACGCAGCAACCAAGAUUCAAAAAGUGUUUCGUGGCAACGUGGUGCGGAAGGAGCUCGCGGCCAAGAAGAAGGGCAAGAAAGGCGGCAAGGGCAAGGGCAAGGGCAAAAAGAAAAAGUAA